CUCACAUGCACAUACUUGGUGCCAAUUUACUUACCAGUGUGUCUUUGAAGUAUGAGAGGAACCCCACACAUGCACAGGGAGAUCAUGCAAACUCCAGGCAGGGGCGGACUGACAACUCAUGGGGCCCCCGGGCAAUAGGGGAUCAUGGGGCCCCUGUGUCCUUGCCCAACUCAAAAAAAGCCUAUGAAAAAGGUACCAGGGGCAUCUCAUGGGGCCCACUACUGACCGGCAGUGCCCGAAUUUCCAUAUGGUCAGUUCGCCCCUGUAUUGUGCUA
Staurois parvus is the source of this 275-nucleotide messenger RNA. NCBI's taxonomy places the organism in Eukaryota, Metazoa, Chordata, Amphibia, Anura, Ranidae. The record is from the annotation of a GenBank genome assembly.